This is a messenger RNA of Macrobrachium nipponense, 6074 nucleotides long. RefSeq names its product homeobox protein cut-like. Bases 330 to 2948 code for a protein of 872 amino acids. The record is from RefSeq and is a predicted model, not a curated record. The transcript has 2 exons. Gene Ontology annotation, biological process: spermatogenesis. NCBI's taxonomy places the organism in Eukaryota, Metazoa, Arthropoda, Malacostraca, Decapoda, Palaemonidae.
ACUCUUCCGAAGGAGGGCGGGUCUCAUCGAUACGACCAUCUCCUCCGAAGGACGUUUUUUUUUCUUAUAUUUUUUUCGUGGGUGUCGAUGACGUCUGCUCCUGCUGCCGCUGCCUCUGCUUCGACGCCAUGUUUCCACCCCUGGCGAGGAGGCCGCCGCAGCGGCAGUAGAGGCCAGCCAGUAGGAGGAGGAGCCUUUUAGAGCCCUUGCCAGCCAGCCAGCCAGCAGGAGGAGUAGUAGUCGUAGAAGCAAAAGCAGCAGACGAUGAUGGCGGCAGCAGGCAUCAGCAGGGAGGUGGUGGUGGUCGGCGUCGGCUUAUAAUACCGAGGAUGGCCCACAAAGACGCCCAGUACCAGUCCGACAUCGUUUGUAGAAGUAGUAGUAGUAGUGGUAGCGGCGGCGGCGGUGGUGGUCGUGCCCUUGUGGAUUAUCAUUGCAACGACGACUUCGGCGGGAGCCAGAGGCACCACCUCAAAGCCGACUACUGCAGUGAUGUGGAAUAUUAUUACAGGACUACCAGUGACGAGACAGUGAGCGAGAAAGGCAAUCAUAGUAGUGUGACAGUGUGUGGAAAGGAGGCGAGGCCUCCUUUGUCGUCUUCUCCAUCAACAGCAUCGGAUAUUCACCAACAAAAUCCCCAACAGCAGCAGCUACAGCUCCAACACAAGGCGCUUAAGCAGAAAGAGAAGGAGGUGGUAAGCUGCGCUUCCGCCCCUUCAGCUGUUGUUGUUGGUGUAGCUCUUUCUUCUCCCUCAGCUUCUCCCCCAACAUCGCAGCAGCAUCUUCUCCAACAACAGAAUCCCCAACAGCUACAGCAGCAGCUCCAACAAAAACAUCACCAACACAAGGCGCUUGAGCAGAAAGAAGGCGACAGCUCUAAGGAGGUGAUCUGCGCUUCUGCCCUUUCAGCUGUUGUUGGUGUAGUAGCUCCAUCUUCUCCCUCAAAAUCGCAGCUUCUCCAACAACAAAAUCUCCAACAAGGCGCGGAAGACGGACCUGUGGUGAUCUGCUCUGCCGCACUUUCGUCCCCUACUGCUGUUAUUGGCGUAGUGGAGGCUUCGUCUUCCCCUAUAAUAUUUUCUUCCCGAUUUUUGGAGGACGUUUCUUGUGGCCCGGGGGAGGAGGGAGAGGAAGAGCAGAAAAAGCGGCAGCAUCCUAAGCAGGAGGGAGGGAAGGAGGAGGGAGGAGGAGGAGGAGAAAAAGCAGGGGAGAAGGAGGAGGGUGGUAGAAGCAGUAGGAAGGUUAGGUCUAGGUCCAGGACCGCCACCAGUAGGAGCAAGAGUAGCGACGACGCCCAGAGGAGUCGUCGCCUGCUGCUGCUGCUGCUGUCUGAAACAACAGCAGGAGAAGGAGAAGGUCAACGCGUUUCCGGACACGGAGUACCGUCAGCAGGAGCAGGUUCCAGGGGACAGGAAGCACAGGAGGAGGAGGAGGCGAUGAGGAACGAACGCCGAGCGCGCUUCGUCAGUAGCGAGCGAGUCGUCGCAGUCGGUAGUGCGAGUCCCUCCUCCGCCUUCCCAAUAGAGAAUCAUCCUGCUCACAUAGGCCUAGGACGACCACAAGCAGCAGCAGGAGCAGCGGUAGUCGUCAUGGAGGGACACGUAGACCAAACGGAUACGACGACGGCGACAUUAGCCAAGAAGAUCCACAAGACCAAGACGACUUCUCUCUACAGCUCCGACGAAGAGUGGGACGAGGAGGAGAGCGACCUGAGCAGCUGUGGCGGGGGGUCGUCCUCCGAGGAGGAAGACCAUAGCGACAGCAGCGACGACGACGACCCCAAGUCGCAGGUGGACAGGCUGAUCGAGAGGGGCACCCUGAUCUAUAUGGACGGCGAGAACUCCAACCUGUCGUCGGAGACGGAGGACGACUCCUCCUCCUCCAGUAGCAGCGACUACGACCAGAGCAGCGACAGCGAGAGCGACAUCACGGACGUGUCGCCGCUCCUGUCGGCGACGGCGAGUCCCCUGGGCCUGUCCCCCGUCCUCCCGAGGAGGGCUCUAGGCACCUCGCCCCUGGCGCUGCACGACAACAGGGACCUGGUGGUGGUCGUGGCCGCCGCCGCAGCAGCCGCUGCAGCCGCGGCGGACUACAACAACAGCAGCAGCAGGCCGGAGAUCUCCUCGAACGACCAGGGGUACGACUCGCAGCCGCACUGCAACGGCUCGAGCCACAGUAACAGCGACGACUCGACGGACAUGACGCUCCUCCUGAGGGCGGUGGUGGAGCUGGAGAAGAAGCAGAGGCAGAAGCGCAGCAGCAGGUCGUCCGCCGCUGCGGCGUUGUCGUCCAACAACGACCAUUACAAUAACAGACAUCACCACCACCAUCACCAUCACCAUAGGAGUAACAGCCACAGACCUAGUCGUCACGGCACUUCUGCUGCAGGAGGUGGUGGUGGGCGAGGUCGUCAUUACCACCACCACCACCAGCAGGAGAAGGAGAACCUGCAGAACGCCCUUCACCACCAGAUGACGACUCUGGAGCCCACCUCGCCCAUAUCAAUCCACCCCAUCGACGCUAGCCCCCACCACAGCCACCUGCGGAGGUCGUCCUCCUCCCACAGGAGGAAAAACAUGUCCUUCUCCAACGACGAGGUCCGCAGGAUAGACCGGGACAACCAGAUCCUCCUGAAGAAGAUCAUGAGCGCCCACACCAGGAGCCGCAACCACCACCACCACCAAAGUUCCUCCUCCUCCUCCAACCAGAAUCACAGGACCGUCCAUAGACCGGCCAAUUCCACCGUCAAUAGGAGGAAGGAGGAGGACAAGAUCCGGAGAGAGAAUAUGAUUCUGCUGCGGAAAAUCCAGGAAGCGAAGCCUUCAAAGGACGUCACCGCCUCCAGGUCCCCCCGUCACAGGACCGCCCACGGCCUCAGCGUCCGCCCGCCGUCUACUAGCCUUCCUGCCACCCCCGGCUCCAUAGGUGCUUCAGCUCGCACGGCCUAGGGAGGAGGAAGAAGGUCGGCUCCUACUACGGUCUUUCUACCUACGGGAGCCAGACAGGAGCUCCGUCGUCGUCAUCCUCCGCCGGCGCAGCCGCCGUGUGCGAUUGAGUGAUGAUGCCCUGUGAGGCAGGCCCAGGGCAGUGCACAGUUCCUCUGCAAACGUCUCUAUAACUAUAUACGUAUAUAUAUAAAUUUAGUCUUCGCGUGGCAACUGGUCUCCGUUCUCCAAGGAGGAGUUGUUGGAAGGUGUUCUCGCCCCCUUGGUCCUGGUACCCCCCACCAACCUGCGAGAGUGGGAGAGAGAGAACAAGAAUGACCUCCUCGGGGAUCAAGGCAGCAGCUGUUUAUGGUGGUGUAUUUUGAAGGUGUCUGAUAUGAUAUGUGUAUUCUCCGUCGGCGUGAACGAGAGAGAGGAGACGGAAGGAAAUCACCGAAGACGUUCUUUUUUAUAAUUUUUUUAUUAUUGAAAAGACGUGUCGUACGUUUUCGCAUCCGUAUGUACAGCGGCAGUAAUGCAUAAAGUGCUGUGCGGUGAAACUGUCAUUCGUCAUAUUCGCAUGAAUAUAUACAUUUAUAUCUGAUUUAGAGGGAUACUGUAGUCAUCCUUUAACAGAGCAGAAACAUUCAUGUCGGGGGCGAUGUCUAAGAAACGUGUUGCCCCGGAAACGAUAUAAGACGAUGAUGGAGUCGUUACCUCAUUUUAAGUGCAGCUGGGUAUAAACAUUCCAACUGUCUUCAUCGACCACAGGGUGUAACAGACAGUCACGUAAUGUAACGCUGUGGUCUCCGCAUGGAUUAUCUCUUGUUGUAAUUGUGACGCAGUGAGCGUAGGACGUAAUAAUGUGCAGUGGACUAAAAAGCUUUGGUGUCCACGUACUUCAUUGAUGUUGUCGAUUCUAAUUAAGUCCCAGAUAAUUUUUUUUUCUUUUUUUUUGACAUAUGUUGGAAUUUGAAUGUGUGAUAGGAUACUUGGUAUGAGUCUCCACAAAGGUUUUCCUUAGCUUUUAUUUAUAUUAGUGUUAUGGCAAUUACAGAGCGGAAAUUCUUCUUUUUCCCCAAAAAAUAAUUAGGUCAUUGCAGUUCGGUGUUAGCGUCUGCGGCAUUAGGGCCGGGAUACAAUAACAGACUUGAAGAAAAAAAAACAAAAUAUACACGUUUGGUAUUGCUUCAGUAAACCCGCUGUUAUAAUAGUUCUCAGAUCGAUAAACGAUUAAACGGUACUAACGGAUCAUUUCGAAUUUUGUCAGCACGUCUGUUGUAUUCAGCGUAGUUAGUUCACCUUGCCAAAAAGAAGUCAUCUGUCAGCUUUUCCUCUCGUAAUAAGAGUUCUUUCGCUCGGUCUCAGGUCGAGAAGAUGUCAAAGGAAGUACCACAAUAAGCUUUUUUCUUUUCCAUUCUCAAGUCUGUUCUAUUUCCAAGAUGUACGUACACCCACAUACAUGUUUGUGGGAGGCUUGUCAAACAGGAAGGGUGUUUACAGGAUUGGACACAAGCAAGGUUUUGUCCCCCUCUCCAAAGUCAGCCGUUCAAAAACGGACUUUCAAGAACUUCUGCAAUAUUAAGCAUAAUUUUGAGGGUAUUCAGUGAGCAGCUGCAAUGGUCAAAGAUAGGUCUGAGUUUCACCACCUCAGACUUGCUGUCCGGUCUAAUACGAUUUGAAGUAUGUAUAUGCAAUUUUCCCCCCGUCUUUUAUUCAGCAUAGUUUCCCGACACCUUCACCGUCAAAGGUCAGCUAUCAAUCAUAAAGGCACAAAUCCUAAGCAGACUAUCAGUGGAUUCAAUUGGGCAAUUGUCAACCAGCACAAAUUAUAUGGUGCAUUGCCACAAAGGGAAAAACAUAACUAAACCACGGGUAUAUUCUAUCACACGUUGCGUCACUGGCAUUUCAUACGUCGUUUUUAAAGUGUAUUCGAAGAUGAAACGAUUGGAGAUAAACACACAGACUAAACAUACUCACUGCUGAUUACAGUACUCGGAUCCAAGACACAAACUCUCAGCCGGCAAUGUUUUUGUCCCGUCGUGCAGAAACAGUAACUGGGUAUGCGAAACACCGACAUUUUCAUCCUUUUAUAAUUAUCUAGUCAGAUGAUCUUAUUCCGUGACCCCCUCCCUUUAUAACCCUCCACGUACACACAACACGCACUCGGCUCCGGUCAGUCCCUGCGACGCGUAUACGAUUGGUGAAGAAAAUUUCCUUACAGUUCUUCCUGGGCCUUCUCCUUCUUGGAGGCUCGUACAGGAUUUCCUAAAGCAAGUUCUCUCGGCUAGAGAAAUGUUGAGACGUCGUGGGGGAGGCCUCGACCCGUCUGCGUUCACCACAUGCUUCCAAGUGUGUUGAUCUCUUUUAUUAUUCUUUUAUUAAUUUUUAACAGGGUCUUUUUUUUAUGCAGCUCAUGAUGGCCGUUUUCACGAUGACAAUGACAUUUUUUUUUUAAUCCAGGUUUUGUGAUAAUUUAAUUUUAUGGGCGUUGAUAAAAAGAGAACACAGUGCCAUACCUUCGUCUUUCAGCGGAUUGGCACUGGCUAGUUUUUACGUUGUGGGACCAUUAAUCAUUCAUAAAACGCUGCUCUCGUUUGUUGGGAAAUUCUGAUGCAGAAUUGGUGGCAUUAUUAUUGUGAUAAAUUUAUCCUUUUAGAUUUUGUUUUGCUCUCGCUAAAAAGUACCGUUCCUCGUAAUUCAAAGCAUAAUUUUCAGCAAUAAACUGAACUUGUGUUACAAAAUAAUAGUGCAACUGGAAAAAAUAGAAUAUGUUAAAAAUGAAAAGGUCAACAUUAUCCUUAUAUUGAGAAAAGAUACUAAUCAUUUGGGUGUAAAGUGUUUAUACUAAAGAACAAAUUUUUGUCAGAUUUCGAGCGAAAAUUUUUUUUAUACAUAUGUAGGAGGAAUUUGUAUUUGAUCCUUUUUCGUAGGCACAGCAUUCAUUAAUCCUCAGCGUUGUGAGCUGCAAUUCUGUUACUUGUGGAAUUGUGAAAUCGUGUGAAAUGCUAAAGAAGAAGAAGAAGAAAAUGACCAUAUUAUUAUACUGGAGACAAUUUUUCAUGUCUUGACAUAGAUUACUUGUAAAUAUUUUUUAUACUUGUCUUUCAAGUCUGUGAAGACGAUUCAGAAAUAAAACAAUUUGUUGAA